This is a messenger RNA of Corticium candelabrum, 2097 nucleotides long. RefSeq lists its product as uncharacterized. NCBI's taxonomy places the organism in Eukaryota, Metazoa, Porifera, Homoscleromorpha, Homosclerophorida, Plakinidae. The coding region runs from base 64 to 1926 and encodes 620 amino acids. The transcript has a single exon. The record is from RefSeq and is a predicted model, not a curated record.
GGCAUCUUUCCGGCUACUUGUCGUCGCAUUACCAAACGGUUUGUCUAUUCGUUGACUGUUUAUAUGGCGUAUCGUGGUAUGCGAGGCGGCCAUCGCAGAGGCCGAGGCUACGGGCGAGGCCGUGGAGGUGGAGGAUACAACGAAAGUCGAGGUGGUUGGAAGGGCGGCGCGUCGAGCGAUCGCAGAGACAUCGAGGGUUUAACCGAAACUCUUAAGGGUCUCGACGGCGCCGGAUACAAAGCGUACAACUCGAUUCUUGGCACGUGGCAAUUUCCCGGAUACACGUUUAUAGUCGACCGCGUGCAGACCGACCCAUACGCCCCACCCUCUCACUGCCGGGUUCAAGUGCCACAUGACCUAGCUCAAUAUCCCAGCUGGGCUACUGGAACGACGUCUCAGCGGAUAGCGUGCGCAGACUAUAUUACCCGGACGUUCUCCAGAGCAGCAAGAGCAGGCGGGCACGACCAGGAUGCAGCAGGUGAUGGUUGGCACGGAUCGAAAGGCGGGGCAAUCAGCAUUGAGACUCCCGUUCAACACAUUUUGGAAAGAACGUCAUGCUUGAUAAACUCUGUGGGCAACAUUGAGUUACGAUUCACGGUAUCGCUGCCUGCUCGUGGCAGGAGCAUUGAAGGAUUCCGGUGUGCUCACAUACUGACUGAAAGUCUUCCCCAGGUUGUCACUAAGUCGGUACCUUUUGGUAAUCAAAGCCAAGCUCAAGUGCAGACUCACAUUCAAUGCUAUGAAGAUCAGGAAUCCCUUCGAUCGCAACUCGGCACGAAGAAUCUCGUUGCGUUUAUCGCAAACGGAUCCAUUUUACCACGUCAGAGUGGUAUUAGUGAUCGACCGAUGGAUGUGGCCAAGGCCGUCGCAUUUAUGUCGCCUCAGUCUCUCGAAACGAGCUUCACGUUACCACACAAGGGCACGGUGACAGGGAUGGGCAUACGAAAGGGUGUCACUGUCAUUGUGGGUGGAGGGUUCAAUGGUAAAACUACUCUUCUGACGGCACUACAACUUGGUGUAUAUAACAAGAUUCCGGGCGACGGCCGAGAGUAUGUGGUUGCAGACCCAACGGCUAUCAACAUACGAGCCGAAGACGGUAGAAGCGUUACUGUUGUUAAUAUCCAGCCGUUUAUUGAUAAUCUUCCAUUUGGACUCGAUACGACGAGCUUUAGUUCUCCGGAUGCUAGUGGUAGUACAUCGCAAGCAGCUAAUAUAUUAGAGGCGUUUGAGACCGGAUGCAAGUGUUUGUUGAUCGAUGAAGAUACGAGUGCUACGAACUUUAUGAUUCGAGAUGUGAAGAUGCAGAUGUUAGUGGCAGCAGAGAAAGAGCCGAUCACUCCAUUUGUGUCCAAAGUCAAGAGUCUGUUUAGCGACCACGGUGUGUCGACUGUAUUAGUGAUGGGGGGAUCGGGCGAUUAUUUCCAUGUUGCAGACACGGUCAUCAUGAUGGAUGCGUAUCGUCCGAUCGAUGUUUCGGCGAAAGCGAAGGAGAUUGCAUCACAACAUAGUCAGAGUGUUAUGCCUGAUCUCAAGUUUGACUGUACAACUAAACGGAUACCCGUUGCAUCGAGCCUCGAUCCGUCAAAGGGCUGGAAAGAAAAGGUGAACAAAGUCAAAGGCAAGACACAAUUCGGAUUCCAAGUGCAGUUUGGUACCGAAGACAUCGAUCUUUCGUACGUCGAGCAGCUGGUUGAAAGAAGUCAGACAAAGUCUAUUGGUGAGGCUUUGAUAUUGAUGAAGGAGAAGUAUAUGGAUGGCAGUCGGUCGGUCGCUGAGUGUUUGGCAAAGCUUCAAAAUGAUUUAGAUGACAAAGGCAUUGAUAUAUUAUGUCAGGGUCGUCCUGUUGGGGAUUUGUCUAGGGCUCGUGUGCAAGAAAUAGCAGCCGCUUUGAAUCGGUACAGACGGUUGCAAGUGAAGAAAGUGUGAUGUUUUGUUGGGUGCAUUAGUGGCUGUGGUUAGUUAAUGCCAGUUGCAUGCGUUUGGGCAAGAAACUAUGGUUGAAUUAAUUAAGUGAGGACUUUAGUGGGCAUUACUACAAUACCGGAUGUAUGGAAAUUUGUACUUCCUCCAAAUGUAAUAAUCAUUAUGCAAAGGUAA